CUCACUUGCUCUCAUAUUUCAGUUUUUUCCUCUCGUGCCUCGCGCUCGCGCCCCCCUUCGUCCCGCUGAUAAGCAGCAUAGCGGGGAGGAGUUCUCCUCUCCCGGGGCUCCUCCUUCCGCUCUCAUCGUUUUUUUUCCUCGUUUGCCCCCAACGCUCACGCGCGUCUCCACCCCCACCCCCCUCCACCUUCGUUCAGCCUGCUGGCCAAGAGGUGAAGAUGUGAAGGACGGGGACAGAGGGGCAUAGUAGAGGGGGUUUCUCUGGGUGUUUUUUUUUCGGAGCGGAAAAACGUAUCCGGAGCGCCGCGAAGGAGAGUGGGGGACUCUUCGGAGACAGAGACGGAGAAGAUUGAGAGAGGAGGCGAACGUUGGCUGUAAACACGACAGAAAACGCCGAAUAGGACGCCCCCCCCGCGCCGUACCACCUCCCGCGCGUCCCUUCUCAUCUCCAUCCUCCUCUAAUUCGCGCCGGAGUGGCCUGCUCUCUCCGCCGGUCUUGAAGUCAACGUUUCCCAUUGAAUCUUUCUCUCCGUGGCGGGAUAAACAUUGAAGGAGCCGUCGCAAUAACCGAAAGGACUCCCACACGCGCGCGCGCCCUGCUCGGGAUGUUUUAAACGGUGCUUCCGAUAAGCUGGACAGGAGCGGAAACCGAGGGCAGAGGAAGACUGCAGAAGACCCUGCCUGACAGAGGCAGGGACGCCGGCCCCGACUGUCAGCGGCUCUCCAGCAUCACCAAUGCUAAUGCACGGCUGCUGCUGCCUCUGCUGCUGCUGCAGAACUCGGAUCAGCAGGGCUCUCAUCCACCAUGAACCUCUGAAAGGCAUCUGACACGGGCACAGAUGGGUGGCAUUGAAGGUGUGAAGGGACCUGCAACAGUAGCUGAGCACCAACCGCUGUCAUGAGCUCUUUGGAAUAAUUUCAGCAGUCAUGUCUUGGCUUAAAUGUAUCAGCAAAAGCUUGCCGAUGCGAUGCUGGCGGUUACUCUGUUUGAUGAAAAUGCGGCGGCACAAAGUGUUCUUGCUGUGCACGGUGGGUCUAUGUGUCAUCUCCUUCCUUCACUACUACAAGGCCCUCCAUUACGUCUCCCUUCUGCGUGAGCUCUCUGCUCCCUACCCCAACAUCAAGUCCUUCAUCAUGGUCUCCGGCUUCUUCUGGAGGGAGAAGGGUGCAGGUGCCACCCCACUCAUUCCCGCCUCAGCUGACGAUGACCCUCGGCUGCCUGUUCGGCACAAUUCGGACACCAAACACAGGGGAGGAGCAGGUUCUCUCGGAAGCCGGAGAGAUGAAGAGUUGGACAUAAGUGAUGCCAUGAGGCCAGAAGGUCCUGGAGUAGGGGACCAUCUGGGGUUUAGGGUGCCAGACCCUCCUCAUCCUUGGGAAAAACCAGACGAAAACAAUCUUGGAGAGCUUUCAAAAGACGGGGAAGCGGAAGUCUACCAUGCCAAACAUUUUGAGCGAGAACAUCCAAAAGCACAUUUAGGAAGGGCACACAUAGCAGUGUUCCUGGACAACCAACAGUGGGGCCCCUUAAAAUCCAUGGGGGACCUUCACACUCGCACUCACAGGCUCCAGGAUGACAAAACGUCUUACUUUGUCAGCACCAAAGCUGGAGCCCUUUGCUUCAAACAGGGGACAGAGAUGGCCUCCCAGAAGGAUGAUGCCAUCAAAAUGGUUGGGGCUGAAUCGAAUAUGGCUGCUGAGGGGGCUGCUGCGCAGCGGAAACCUCUGCAGCUCAAGGAGCGGCCCUCCAUGUCUCCAAAGACUAAGAUGCGAGCUCGGAGUGGGGGGAAGCGGCUUGUCAAGUGUGUUUGUCGGCCAGGAUGGCAUGGACCUUACUGCGGGGUUCCAACUAUGGUGUACCACUCCAACCUGCCAACCAAGGAGCGACUAACUCCCAGAGAGACCCCGCGGAGGGUGAUUAAUGCUAUCAAUGUGAACCAUGAGUUUGACCUGCUGCAUGCACGCUUUCACGAGCUUCAUCAGGCUGUCGACCUGUUCCUUAUAUGUGAAUCCAACUUCACUGCCUAUGGGGAGAAACGGCCUCUUAGUUUCCUGCGCCUUCUCCUUAAUGGUACAUACAACUACAUACGUCACAAGAUCCUCUACGUGUUCCUUGACCAUUUUCCAGACGGGGGGCGGCAGGAUGGUUGGAUUGCUGAUGACUACUUGCGUACUUUUCUGACAAGAAACGGCAUGUCCAGGGUGGUAGGUUUAAGACCAGACGAUGUCUUCAUCAUCAAUGACGCAGAUGAAAUCCCAGCACACGAGGGCCUCCUCUUCCUCAAGCUGUUUGAUGGUUGGACGGAACCUUUUGCCAUCCACAUGCGCAAGUCGUUGUAUGGCUUUUUUUGGAAGCAAUUUGGGUCUUUAGAGGUGAUAUCAGGCUGCACUGUGGGAAUGCUCCGCCAAGUCUACGAAGGUGAUGGCAUCAAAUUGCGUCGACGUGAUUACUACACCAUGCCUGGUUUCAGGAAGUAUGAGAAUGACACGGGCCACAUCCUGGUUCAGUGGUCUGUUGGCAGUCCCUUCCACUAUGCUGGUUGGCAUUGCUCUUGGUGCUUCAAACCUGAAGGGAUCUAUUUUAAGCUGGUGUCAGCACAGAACGGCGACUUUCCUCGGUGGGGGGACUACGAAGACAAGCGUGACCUUGAUUACAUCCGGAAUCUAAUCAAGACAGGGGGUUGGUUUGAUGGCUCCAUGCAGGAGUACCCCCCUGCAGACUCAAAAGAGCAUAUGUAUGCACCUAAGUACAUGCUAGAGCACUAUGACCAGUACAGCUACCUCCUGAAAAACCCUUACAGUGACCCGAAAAAGUGAGACUUUCAACUUCAACAAGGGACAGUUAUGUGAAGAGACCCUGAGUGAAGGAUUGGCACUAAGCUUUGGACAACACCCAUGAGUUUGGGGUCUGAAAAAUGAUUGCUCUGGGGUCAAAAAGGGAGUACUUUUUUCCACACCAAUCAUGACUAAGAGAACAUCAAGAGGAUACAACCACUGGAUCUACAGUACAGCAUCACACCAUUAUUCUUUGUCUUGGAAGAGGCCAAAAUAGCUUUCUUACAGUAUUCUGUCCAUUUUUUUGCUUUUCAAACCGUCCAGUUGGACACACCAGUUCUCUGAGAGGAAAGGGCAGCUUACUUAAAAAAAAAAAAAGAAAAAAAAAGAGGGAAAACAGGGAUCUUAAGGAGCCAAAUUUAUUGAAAUUUGACACUCAAAGUGAAGAAUUGUUGUUUUUGUCUGCGUUUACCAAGGUUUACAGUUCAGCUCACAUUACUGCUUCAGUCUCUACCUUCAGAUGUCUUCCUGCCAUAAGUCAUGAUAUCAUUGCAGAAUCGAACUCUAACUGAUGUGAUCACAUUCUCAAGUCUGCAGGAAAAAUAGAAAUCCUCCUAAGAGCACCAAAACACGUCCACUCACAUUCAUCGCCAUGCACCUUAGACUUGCUUGUGUGUUUGUAAAAACUGUGCGUUGUCUUGUCUUUGUGUUGUAGUGUUUUGGAAAAUGAAAAUGGUGGGGAAUCGUAGAAAGGAACACGAAAAUAACAAUUUCUCCUCAAGGAUGAGACAGAAUUAUGUUUACAUUGCCCUAACAUGACACACAGCAAGAGAGCAAGAGGCAUUAUGGAAGGAGAAGUGCAGUGAUGUUAAAGAGGCAGAAUGCAUUUUACACGGAUGAGUGUGUGCAUGCAUGUUUCCUUGAGAAUAAAUGACUGCUUUGUCUAUAAUCCUUUGCCCCGUCAGUAACCAUCUGAGACAAGUUGGAUAAAACACCACCUUCCAUUUUUUAAGUCUGUCAGCUUAGUAGCUGGCAUUCCUUUUGUUUCCUUGGAAACUAAAAUAUGUAAAACACAGGUCUGGUUUUGUUAAGAUGCGUGGGUGGAUGUGUGUCAGUGAAGGAGCUGUAGUUCUGAGAUGAGGUCAGCAAUGACAAAGUUUUGCUGAUAAAACCUUUCAGUUGCGGAGCCUCUGACACUUCAGAUCUUCUCCUUUUGUCCUGCACUUGCUCUUUUCGCUUCCUUUUUCUUCUUUUUUCACAAUAGUUGCUAAAGUUAACCUUUAUUCACUGACCUCCAUGAAAUUAAACUUGUUUUUGAAACUGCACCCUCACAGUUCCACGCUUCACUAAUCUUUGCAUCCCUUCCCAGGAGUGAAUGACUUGGCAUAUGUGGUUCUUGUUUAUCCCCCAGCUGUGAACAGCUGUCCUUGUGGUAAAAAUGCAUAAAAAUCCCCACUCCACCUCAUUUGGUGGAACUUUUUGUUGUGGAUGAUUCGGCAGGCUGGCCUCUAUGGAUGUGCAAUGUGGUUUUGGGUCAUUUAAGGAUCUUUUCAAAAACAAAGAAACCAAAUAUUUGAAUUUUAAAUACUACAAGGAAUACUAUAAAUAGAACAGAGUUAAUGUUUUUUUUUCUGUUUAAAUCUAAUAUCGUUUUCUUCCCUUCUUAAUAGGGUUUACUGAUUGUGUUUUCUCAGCCCUAGGCUUGAUUCUGUUUUAAAAUGAAAGAUCCUCCAAAAUUGUAAACAGUUUUAAGCCAGAAAGGUGAUGAGUGAUUUAAGGGAUGAAGAUUUGUCUAAAAGGUCAGAGUUUGAUACUAAUACUUUAUGUUAGAAGUCAGAGGCAUGCACAGAUUGCACUAUUCCUCUGCUCAUACCACUCAGUUUGUCAAUAAGCUUGCUCUUCCCGGCUGUACGCGCUUGGCGGGAAAAUAAGAUUAGCCAGCAGGCGGCUGACAGUUGUUUGGGGUCAGUGUUGUGUUUCCUGCGGGAGCAGCUGUUUGGGGUUUGGAGUGUAGAGCCAAAAAAGUGUCUAAAUCUGAAGAAGCUGCAGAGAAACUUUAAGAAAAUAAGAGUUAUGCAAACAGUACUAAGUUUAAGCCUUAUUUAUUUUUCUUUUAAAUUCAAUUCCUUUGCAUUUUGAAAGACAUAUCAUGAUUGAGAUAAAGGUAAAACAGGUUUCAGCUAUUGAGACAGGACACACUCUAGACAAGACUGCACUUCCCCAAAUCAUAGAAAAUCAGAUUCUUUUGAGUCUCUUCUAACAAAAUAUUCAGGAUUUCUCUGCAACCACCCAAAAGAGAAACUUUCUAAAGUCAUUUAAACAAAAUACUCACCUGUCAUCUGCUCUUGCGGCUGUAAUUAAGGAUAACCUCUCUGUGUAAUCAAAUUGUUGCUGCCAAGGUUUUAUUUUCUCAACAAAGAAAGGACAGAAAAUGUGCCUUGCUGAAACGCCCUUUCAGGAAUGCAACAGAAGCGUCACAUAGCAGACUAAUGGGGUAUGUAUGUUUAAAGCCCUAUCAAGACACAAUUAACUCAGACUCACUCAACCCUCUUCUGCAGUCUGACUGCACAUCUGCUGCACACUCACAUGUCUGCAAGUCUGUAUGCUUUUGUGUGGUUUAGGGCGUAACAGUGGUGACUCAUGGUUUUUAAGAGUUUUGCUAAAAGAUGAGCUGGGGUUGCUUCACCGGGCCUAUUGUCUGUUAUCGCCAUGGUGAUGAUCCCUUGAGAAGUACCUGGCUUUGUUAAGAGCCUUAGGUCAUCCUCCAAGGCGUAGAUUGGUAGUUUGGUGGCAGGGAUCAACAGUUGGUGGAAUCCCGGAGGAACUCUUCCCUUGGGGGUAUUUUUAACACUAGAAUAAAUCCAGGUGGUUUAGUUUGAUCGACUGGGAAAUGCCCCAAAAUGUGCUUUACUUUCACUCCCUAUUCCUCUGAAAGUGGUCCAAACUGCCUACAAACAUCAAGUACUUAAAAAGAAAUUGGCUUCACUAAAUUUCAGAGGAACUUUCAUAUCUGCCAAUAGAAAGGGAAUCUAUCUGAAGUAAAGCAAAACUCUGGUUUGGACCACACAACCUGGGGUGGAAGAGCUCUUCUUUUUAGUCUCAGAACCAAUGAAGAGUCAAAACGACCAACAAACAGAAAUUUUGUGCCAAUGGUAAGACCACUGGAGUUUUGGGAAGGAUUAUUGUGUGCAUUAUUUAAUGCAUAAAAGGAGAAAAGAGUGCAAAAAAACAUUAUUAAAAUAUGAUGCAAAAUAAAAUAAAAAUCAAGCUGUUUGCACACAAAGCUAAUGCAGUCUCAGCUGUCUACAGAAAGAAAAAAGGGACAACAUUGAUGAAAACCUUCUUGCUGCACUGCAGACCUGGUCAAGUUAAGAGAGCUGGUAAAAAGGAAAUGUGUAAACUAGCAUAUUUACCGGUAGUUACGUCGCCAUAUUGCAGAGCAGCCUGAGUUGCCCCAAUUGCACUGCAAGGUUUUAAAGAGCCUCAUCUCCAAAUUUAAAGUUAAAGUUUGCCUAAGGGCACUUCAGCAAGUUGUAGCCAGCUAGAGGUAGGUCUUAAAAGCACCAAGCUAUUUGUGACAGCAUUUUAAUGUUAGGUUUUCCUGCUGCACUUACCUUUGGUCAUGAUCACAUCAACACCAGUAAGUUGAGAAACAGGGCUUACACUAAAUGUGAAUAUGUCUCUGAAAUCUCUCAAAAAUAAACUUCCAGGUGAGUGAAAUGUUCAACAUGAAGAAUACCACUGCUUAAACAUCCUUAUUAUCUAUUGCAUUUAACACUAUGCAAUGGAUGAUGCAAUUAAAAAAGAAAAGAGAGACGAAAGAAAAAUAGAAAUGUGGAUGCAACUGUGACAUUCUAGGAAAAAUCUGUGUGUCUAAACACAAACCAUUUAGAGAACAACCUGUAUUUUUCGUAUUUAAAGUCAAACAAAUGCAAAUAGAUCCUGCAUUGAAACAAAAGCAAAGAAUUCAUGUAUUCUUUUAUUCAUUCUCACCCUAUGUAUUUUUUCAUGACAAUAGGCGAUGGAGCUGCAGAUGCAGAUUCAGAAACUGAGCAUCUGCAUGGGUUAUGCUGUGAUGUAGACAUUCCCCCACAGGGAAAUGUCCACAUAGAUGCUUUAAAGCUACAGGGUAUAGAAAAGAUAAAAGCCGCAGCAGAAAGUCACAAACUCUUUAUUGCUUUGGGAUUUUACAGGUCUUUCUGAUUUUUGUGUUACAGCAUUUUUGCCAAAGAUACAAGCUUUUAAUUUGUAGCAAAAACCUGCCAGCAGUUCUGCAGUAAACUGCCACCGGCUGCUGUUGCUGAGAUGAGGGGGAAUACAUUAAGUGAGUCAGCUGCAGGUAGAAUUGGAGUAAUGCUCUGCAGCUUUAUUAAUAUCAAAAACAAGAAGUUUAUUUUUCUUUAAAUUGCAGAUUCCAUCAGGUUCCCUCUUUUGCCCACAGCUUCCUAGUAGAGCAGAAAUUGCUUAGCAUUUAUUUAAACCUUUGAAUAAAGUAUAAGUAUAGUAUUUUUGACAAAUGACCUAAAAGAAAUACAACCAUAAAUAGAUCAAACAAUGGGCUGUCUUUGACUGCUGUCUUUAUACCUCGUUCACUUAUGCUACAAGUAUGUGACCCCCCCUUCACCAGUAACCCCCCCUCAUCUGUGUUUUUGCUCUCGCACUCCCUGGCUGGCUGCUUGUCUGCAAGACUUGCAUGAUUUCACUGCUUUGGAUCCCUUCCAGCAAAUGAUCUUUUUUCUAAGAAACACAGGCCUCAUUCAGGCCAGCAAUCUAAGAGACAGACGUCCCGGUUGACUUGAAGUUGUUCCCAUGGGGAGUUGAAGAUGACUUGAGGUUUUCUGAACGCUCUUUUGAGCUCUUGAAGCUUCACAGUUUUAAGUAUUUUAAAGGAGGGUAACUGAAAGCUUCCUAUGAAGCUCAGAUAAUUUGUUUUUUCUCCCUAAAACUGUAAAUAGGAAAAUCAAUCUUCACAGUCGUUUCAGCAGGAUUUCACCUGGAACAAAAACUCACUAGAAUUAAUCAUCUUUGGUAUGUUAAUGUGCAACCUCUGGUUUUCAGGCUUCAGCUGGGUAAUUUAACAGUUUGCAAACACCAGUUGGGUUAAAGUGUAUGUGUUACCCAAUCUGAGUAAGAAAAAAAAACCCAGCAUUCUACAACACUUGGAUCAGUAGGAUUUUUAAGUGACUUACAGUGAGCUGAGUUUACAUCGCUUUACCAAAAUGUGGUUAAAUUAAUAGAAAACGUGUCUGAGUUGAUGAGUCACAUUUGUGAAUCUGUUCAAGAACAGAUUGUUGGCAUUGGGAUUGAUAUUAUCAAACAAAUUUGGUACAGGGGUCCAUAUGCUGUGAUCAGACAUAUGAAAGUCAGAGCUGCUGCACAGCCCAGACAGAUGGAUGCAGUGACACAUGCAUGCUCCAGGGGGCAGAAAAGCAGUCUGGCCAACACCUGGCUGCAAAGCAAGUGCCAUCACAAACAGGAGGGGAGUGAUGAACAUAUGGGUUUCUUUGUCACUGACUACUACCAUCUUUGGCUGGGUUUGCAACCCUGCAACAGUACAAUGCAGAAGUGUGCAUUUCUUUAAUCUGUAGGAUUUCAUUUGGCCCAGUCAGCUAAAUUUUUUACACAUUUAAACCCUCAGUGCUUCAUAACUAAACUGAAGAUGAAGCCAAUUUGAAAAGCUGAGAAGUCCAGUUGGCUUUUAUGUGUGGACCUGGGUCAGACAGGUAAAACAAACCAUGAUUACGACGCCAUGCAAGAGGAGCCGUACAAGAUCAAGCCUGGCCCGGUUCAGUAUCAGCGCCAGAACUUGUGCUGAUCCUGAAUGGCCAUUCACUCUGGAUGUGUCGUUCUCUCUGGCCUGCCAAGUGGGCGUGGAGAAAAGAUUUAGCUUGGCUGGAACAAAGAAAAGCUGAUUGUGAAAUCAUAUUCAAAGCCUUGAACAUGACAUUUCCGCCCGCUGGCUUCCUGUUAGCCUCCCAGUUGCAGACGGAGCGUCUCAGAGCAUGCAUUAACUUACAUUUGUGGACUCCAUUUAUUUCUGUUUGAUUUGUGUUACUUGUAAUCUGAAUCUCUUUGGUUUUCUGGCCUGGAUUGAAACAGACUGUAAAAUGAGGGUUUAGAAUGAGGCAGAAUGUGGGGGUGAUGAUGAAUGUUAGUACAGGAGGGUUCAAAUUCCCAGCAUUCCCUAUAAGAAUCCAAUAUUGAAAAAAAGGAUGGGACUGUUUUGAUUUAAUUUGCACUUUUGCUUUUACAUGAGGUCAGUGAAGGGGGCUUUCUUUUAUUUAAUUUUUUGUUUUUUGGUCAAGUAUGAUGAGUGUCUCUGUUUUUUUCUAUUUCACUUGGCAUUCGGUAUGCCUGGUUUUAUAGCUCCAUUCUAUUGGCAGCUUGAUUUAAAAUGUGGUGUGUGUAUGUGAAGGAAUGUGGUAGUUAAAAAGCACUGUCCCACUUUCAAAGCUGACUCCCAGUCCACCUCACAGAUCCUUUGGCUUCAAACAAGAGCGUUCUGCUUACCUUUUACUUAUGUUUUCAAUUAAUUUUGUGGCAAAUCAUUUUCUGAGCAGUGAUCAUUACUUGUAACAUUUUAGUCUAUAUAAAGAUAGACACAGAACACGACUCUUUGCUUUUCAACUGUGUUCAAAUUUCAACCAAGCCUUCUGCUGGUCAUACCAACUAUUGUAUUGCUACGUUCAUGCCAGGCAUGCGUCGCAGACCAGAAAAAAAAAAAAAUCUCAGCCAGUAGGAAGAGGUCAGGCCAAGAUGAUGCUUGAGUCCGCAUGUGUCUUUGUAUUUUUGUGUCUGACGUUGUGUACAUGUCAAAACAGUUUCUUAAAGUGGUGCUGCUUUUGUUGCUCCAAACACUGAAUCCAUGUUUUGCUUUGAGCCCACAACAACCUCAUUCAUUCACGUAUGCCUGAAUCAUGACUCAGGUGCAACGGUUUAAAAAGGUUAUUAAUGCUAAUGGUAUGCUUCAAUAAAACCAGCCAAAUUUUUUUCUUGUUAGUGAUUUUUUUUUCAUCAAAAAAAACAUGUGACAGGCCGGUUUUUGCUAUUUACUAGAUGAUUAUUUUAUCAUCCAUUCUCUGGAAGGAAUCACAAAGAGGUCCUUCACAGGUGCCCUCCUGUUCCACACUUAUGCCUUUUGCCGUCCACUCAAUUCCAUCCAGAUUGGACAAAAGGCUACAGAAAAAGCUCCCACACAUCAACAGCAACGCCUCCGUGGAUGACUGGCACCUGGCCUCCGGGGACAUGCUUAAUUGUCUGCUGUCUGCAGCAAAUUAACUAACGAGGCUGCUUGCCAAUCCUAAUCCUCUGCAGCCUGGUUUGCCAGAAAUAGCCCUCUACUUUUUUUUUUUUUUACAAAUUUUGUGUUAAAAAAGAAGAAAAUGAGAAAUGAAUUAAUCAUGGUUUACAGUCUAUGGCAGAGGGCUUGAGUGUGUUCUGUUUUGAAAACUAGGUGCUGCUUUAUUUCCCUGUUUGUGCAGAUUUCAGCCACUUUCAGGGGUAACUUACAAAGAAGCGCUCUUUACGAGAAUGUAAAAAUGUGAUGUGAAAACUGUCCAGAUGAAAAAAAAAACAACACAUUUUUUCGAUGAUGUCCAAUAAUUUAUCCUCUGCCUUGCUCUUUCCAUGUGCACUGAUGAUUGUAGAUAGAUUGUUGCAAAGUUGUAUUUUUAUUUUUUAUUUAAUUAUUAAUCCAUUGUUUUGAGGGCUUGUUAUUUUUUUUCUUACCUUUAAGGGUUCAAAGUGUGUGAAAAAAAGGGUGUGUAUUCACUGUACGUUUGGAAGAAUGAAGACAAAAAUGAUGGUGUGUUCUUCUCAUGUGUAACAUUUGGCUUCCAAACACAGCUUCUGUUUCCAGCUGGAAGCAGUGUGUUCAUCAUGUUGCUUUGCAUCUUCAUCCACUCAUUCAAAUUAAGGCAAAACAAACUGCAGCAGAAGGAAAAGAAGGAUAUUUUUCCAUCAGUGUGGAAAAUGUUGAAAUAAGAGACAAUACUUUUGAAAAAAAAAGAAGAUAUUUUUCUCUUCUUUGGGGUCACAGAGGAGAGUGUACAUUUUUAAGUUAAGUAAAAGUAAUUAAAAAAGCUCAUUUGUUCUCUAUAUGAAUGACUGUAUGUUAACCAUGAAUAAAGGUAAUGACAAAGUCAUAUAAUAAAAUGAGUUUAAAAAUGUA
This is a messenger RNA of Oryzias latipes (Japanese medaka), 10945 nucleotides long. It is a transcript of the gene mgat3b, whose product is annotated as beta-1,4-mannosyl-glycoprotein 4-beta-N-acetylglucosaminyltransferase b. Gene Ontology annotation, biological process: N-acetylglucosamine metabolic process. Gene Ontology annotation, molecular function: beta-1,4-mannosylglycoprotein 4-beta-N-acetylglucosaminyltransferase activity. Gene Ontology annotation, cellular component: membrane. The record is from RefSeq and is a predicted model, not a curated record. Lineage: Eukaryota; Metazoa; Chordata; Actinopteri; Beloniformes; Adrianichthyidae.